Molecule: messenger RNA, 901 nt
Organism: Vitis riparia (riverbank grape)
Lineage: Eukaryota; Viridiplantae; Streptophyta; Magnoliopsida; Vitales; Vitaceae
Product: probable ribosome biogenesis protein RLP24
Exons: 5
Coding region: 140-646 (168 amino acids)
Biological process (GO): ribosomal large subunit biogenesis
Cellular component (GO): nucleolus
Source: RefSeq, a predicted model, not a curated record
GUUGCAGCCCUGGUUCUGCAGCAAGACUCAAAAGAGUCUAAGACGCUGUCUCUGCUAAACCCUUUUGGCCACCAUUCACAGCAUAGGGAAGGCAUCGAGGAAGCCAGAAAAUAGGGGUUCCUUCUAAGACAGAAGCAUAAUGAGAUUGGAGAAAUGCUGGUUCUGUUCCUCUACCGUAUAUCCAGGGCAUGGUAUUCAGUUUGUUCGGAAUGAUGCAAAGAUUUUUCGGUUCUGUCGAUCCAAAUGCCACAAGAACUUCAAGAUGAAGCGGAAUCCUCGUAAAGUAAAAUGGACCAAGGCCUAUCGGCGGUUGCACUGCAAAGACAUGACUCAGGAUUCAACCUUUGAGUUUGAGAGAAAGCGAAAUAGGCCAGAGAGAUAUGAUAGGAAUGUUGCUGAGAAUACUCUGAAGGCUAUUAAGAAGAUUGAUAAAGUCAGAGUUGAUAGAGAGGCCAGACACCAUGCGCUCAGAAUGAAGGGCAAGAAGGCCAAGGAGCAGAGGGAAGCAGCAAAAGAGUUGGAGCAGAGCAUCCACAUGGUCAAAGCUCCUGCUGUGCUUCAGCAAGAGCCAUCUCUCACCUUGCCCAAGAUCAAAGUCAAGGUUUCCCAACAACAAUCAGAGGAAAAUCAUGCCAUGGAAGAGUGAUUUCACUACUGGGCAAUUUUGUUGCGUUUAUAUUUUUGUGUUUGGAUGGUUUUGGAGCUCCAAGAUCGUAAUGGGAGGAACUGGAAUAGUUUUAUUGGUGUCUACAAAAGCUCAUGAUCUUGUUUUCUUUUCACAGUUGAUGAUGAGAUAGCUACUGAUUUUUUCUGUUUGUGGAAUAUUGGAAAACUGUGGUUUGAACAUGAAUUGUAAUUUUAAAUUAUAUUGAAUCAAAUCUCGUGCAGCAAUUUUCUUCAA